AUGGCUAUCGGGCGAUAUUGGAUCCUUUUCUCGGGUAUCGUCCUGAUGAUCCUUGGCAUCGUUGUCGUAGCCACAAGCUAUUCAGCUGCGGACUUUGUUCAGAACACGUUCAACACAGUUUGCAGCACAGUCACAGACAGCAACGCGUGCAUAUCCGCGCAAGCAACGGUAGACUGCACGGAGCAGUGCAAAACAGCUCCGGACCAGAAGGAGUGCAACGUGAAAUGUCAAGGUCAAGUCUCCUCGCAGGUCUACACGUCAGAGAUGUGCGAGGUUGACAUCAGAACAGAAGCCGGUUGCAAGUGCCCUGCCAGCAACGAUCCCUCUCAGUGUGACUGCUCGGGCGAGACCAUCGGAAUGCUGGAGGAAUACUGGAAGUUAGCAUGCAUGGCACUGGGUAUCCCGGCAGUCAUAUUGACCUUCAGACACUACAGAGUUUGCAAC
Messenger RNA from Guillardia theta CCMP2712, 444 nucleotides. RefSeq lists its product as hypothetical. The record is from RefSeq and is a predicted model, not a curated record. NCBI's taxonomy places the organism in Eukaryota, Cryptophyceae, Pyrenomonadales, Geminigeraceae. The transcript is spliced from 4 exons. The annotation marks the transcript as partial.